Molecule: messenger RNA, 3441 nt
Organism: Oncorhynchus masou masou (cherry salmon)
Lineage: Eukaryota; Metazoa; Chordata; Actinopteri; Salmoniformes; Salmonidae
Product: RUS family member 1-like
Exons: 11
Coding region: 2128-2487 (119 amino acids)
Source: RefSeq, a predicted model, not a curated record
CCUCGUGCCCCUGCACUUCGACCCGGUACUGGUACUUCCUGUAUACAGCCAUGUUAUUUUACUCAUUAUUGUUAUUAUUUUACUUUUCCAUUUCUGUAUCUUUAACUCUGCAUUGUUUGGAAAUUGCCGGUAAGUAAGCCUUUCACUGUUAGUCUACAGUUGUUUUUUACGAAACAUGCGACAAAUACAAUUUGAUUGAUUUUAUUUGACACACACAGACGCCCACGCACAAAUACUUACAAACAAGCAAAAUACAAAUGUCUGUGGAAAAUUAUCUGUGACUUCUGGAUCAAGCUGUCCCAGAGCAAUCGCGGGAUUGGUCUAAACUGCAGGGACAGUUUCAGUCCUUAGCCAACAGAAAAUACAGAAUUUGUACAGCUGACAUGGAUUCUGAAAACACGUAAGUAAAGUACUAAUGCAUAAAAUUCACAACUAAAUAUAUUAUUUACAAACAUCUGUCUCACCGUGCAGGUGGUGUUUCAUUAAAUUGAGAAAGAGAAAAUGCCAGUGGUGGCAACGGAGAGAUAUGGCUCCCUCGAGUCAUGGAAAUAUCAGUUGAAGGAUGGAGUAAUGGAGAGAGAAAGAGAAGGGGGCAACGGUGGGACGACUGGAAAAAACAUCAUUGGCGUGUUCAAAGUGCUCCUGCCUGUCUGGCGCUGCCAGAGUCGUCCUUCACUCCGGCGCUGCCGGAAUCUCCCGUCCGUCCGGCGCUGCCGGAGUCGUCCUUCACUCCGGGGCUGCCGGAAUCUCCCGUCCUUCCGGUGCUGCCGGAAUCUCCCGUCCAUUCGAGACCCGUGGCGAGGGUCCCCAGUCCGAGGUCGGCGGCAAGGGUCGCUGCUCAUAAGAGGCCACGGGGGCGGUUGAGGAGGCGGACAAAAACUAUGGUGAGGUGGGUCCACGUCCCGCGCCAGAGCCGCUACAGCGGACAAGUGCCUACCCAAACCCUCCACUAUAGGUUCAGGUUUUGCGGCCGGAGUCCACACCUUUGGGGGGCGGGGGCAGUCUGUUUGUUUUUCUAUGUUGGUUUUUGCGUUCGACCUAGUAUGGUUCUCAAUCAGAGGCAGGUGUCGUUAGUUGUCUCUGACUGAGAAUCAUACUUAGGUAGCCUUAUUCCACCUGGGUUUCGUGGGCGUUUAUUUUCCAUGUUUGUGUUUGUGCCACACGGGACUGUUUCGUUUGUUUCACGUUGUUUGUUUUGUAUUUUGUAGUGUUCAUAUUUUUUCUUAUUAAAUUAUGGACACUUACCACGCUGCAAAUUGGUCCGAUCUAUCUUACUCCACAUCAGAGGAGGACGACGAACAUUACACUAGUAAGCAACUAAUUCUAAAACACUGAGAAAUAUAGAAAUGUAUGCAAUUACAAAUUAAAUUACCCUCCCCUGGACUAUAUUUAAAAAAUACUAAACCCUCCCCUUGACUGAAAUUGAAAAAGCAUGACCCUCCCUCAUUAUCCUCCAGGUACCCAUACUGUACAUUUCAACCCCCCCCCACUCUUUCUUUCUCACUCUCUCUCAUAUCUCUCUCUCUCUCUGUCUCUCUCUGUCUCUCUCUGUCUCUCUCUGUGUCUCUGUCUCUCUCUCUGUCUCUGUCUCUCUCUGUCUCUCUCUCUCUCUCCUGCUAGAGUGUUUUCUUGCCUCAGGGGUAUACAGAGUGUGUCAGUGGCGAUUACCUGCAGUAUCAAUUUUGGGAUACUCUUCAGGCCUUCUCCAGUUCUCUUUCUGGUACUCUUGGUACCCAGGCCUCUUUAAGGGGUGUUGGUGUUGGAAACCAAGAGGCAACAGUUGCUGCUGCAACAAUUACCUGGUUAUUACGAGGAAUAAACUAGACUCUGAUACCAAACAAUGGAGGUAGGGAUGUCAAGCAUCACCAAAUCCAUUGUCGGGGUUGCAGGGGGGGCCACCAGAGCUGCUUUGACUCUUCACCAAGCUCGCAGAGACAACAUGGCGGACAUCUCUGCCAAAGAUGGCAGCCAGGAGACUUUAGUGAAUCUGGCUGGCCUGCUGGUCAGUCUGAUCCUUAUUCCUCUUGUCACUGACAGUCCACUAUCCUCGGGCUGAUGUUCGUCCUCUUCUUCCUAUUCACCAUCCUCCACCUUUUUUCAAAUUAAAAAGCAGUGCAUUCGGUUGUCAUGGAGACACUCAACGAAGCUCGGCUUGCUAUUGUGCUCCACCAAUACCUGAGAGAUGGACGGGUCCUCGGUCCAGUAGAGGCCAAUCAUAAAGAGCCUGUAUUCUUGGAGUUCAGGAGGACCAUGCCAAUCAAACUGGGAGUGAGGCUAGGGGAACUUGUUUAUACGUCAGAAGACCUUAAUUUGGCCAUGAAAAACAACCACAAGCCCUUCCUUAUCGGAGUCAAAUGUGAUCAUUGGGAGCUGGUGCAUGAGAGUCAUAAACUUAUGGACCAAAUCUUUCAGCCAUUCCUCAAAGGGGUCACAUGUCAGGAUGCACCGGACUGGGGACACGCACUUCAGGGAGAGUGUGAGGAGUAGGCACAGGACGUACCUGACUGGGAAGGUGCACUUGAGGGAGAGUGCGAGGAGCAGGCACAGGACGUACCGGACUAGGGAAACGCACUUCAGGGAGAGUGUGAGGAGGAGACACAUGAUGUACCGGACUGGAGAGGUGAACUUGAGGCCAGAAGCGUGGAACCGGCACAGUUUGCACCAGACUGCUAACCGGAUCCUCUGGUCGAAUGUUGAGCAGAACACACUUGCACAACAUCUCUCUCAUCUCACUCUCUCCCAACUUCGCCCUUGCCUCCCUGACAGUCUUUGGCUCUUCCCUCUGCUCAGUCGCCAGCUCCAUGUGCCUCCCCCAAAAAACUUGGUUGUUCUUGGGCUUUCUGUAGCCACGAACCCUGUCGUCAUCGCUGUCCUCCAUUAUGUCCUUCUGAUGUCCAGAAAUCCUUCACCUGGUGAACACGCUGAUUGGUCCUGGUUUGAUGGGAUAUUCUGUCACGGUAGUCGAAAUAAAUAUCGGACCAAGGCGCAGCAGAUGUUGAGUUCCACAUAAUUGAAUGAUAAAGUGAAACUUAACAAAGACAAAAAACAAAUAAACAAUAAACUAACAACGAACUGUGACUACAGAGGUGCUAUGUGCACUCAAAACAAUAUCCCAUAAAACACAGGUGGAAAAAAUGCGUCUUAAAUAUGAUCCCCAACGAGAGACAGCAAUCACCAGUUGCCUCUAAUUGGGAACCAUAUCAAGCACACUAACCUAGAAAUAUGAAAACUAGAAUACAACAUAGACAUACAUAUACUAAAUCACCCCCCUAGUCACGCCCUGACCUGCUAUACCAUAGAGAAACAUUGGUUCUCUAUAGAGAAACAAUGGUUCUCUAUGGUCAGGGCGUGACAGUCACGUAUCAAUGCCCUUUUAUGGACAUCCUGUCCGGAUGUUCUCACGCUAUAGAGUGAGUGCUUACCUAAUAUGAUAGUGCAGCU